AUGAAGGUCGCUGUGUUGGACCUUGGCUCUCUCUUUGCCAAAAUCUUCAAGACCUCGACGGCGCCCCCGUCGGUCGCCUCCUCCAGCAAAUCGGAAGGCGCUGCCGCCGCAGGGCCGGCGGGCACAGCACUUAGCACGGCCCCCGCCCCGGCCCUGCUCCCCGCCGCGGAGCCCGGCUCCCGCUCCACCUCGCCCGGGGCGCCGGCCGCGCUCCAGCCUCUGCUCGCCGCCUCCCACCCCCGGAUCGCGCGCCGCGCGCCGCCAGCAGUGGGGAUCCCCUUCUCCCUGCCCAGUAGUCCCGGAGCAACUAAAGUCCAGCCCCAGCCCCAGGCCCUGCCCCUGCCCCCCUCCGGUGGUGGUGGCAGCACCGCGGGCUCCCCCGCCCACCUGCUGGCGCUGGCGCGGCCACCCCGGGGCCCUGGCGGGGUCUGGGCCGCGCUGCCGUCGAUCGGGGGCGCCACCGGCAGCAGCAGUUUAACCUCGAGCCCACGAAACCCCUGCCUGCCUGGCCCCGGAGACCGAGAGCCCAGCGCUGGGAUGCCCCCCGGGCCUGGCCCCAAGACCCUGUUCUCCACCCUGCCAGACAUCGGUGAGGAGUGGGCCUCAGACAGCGACUCGGAGGGCGGAGACGCAAGAGGACUGUCAGAAGGAUCUGGAAAACACAAUUUUGCUGUGAAAAGUAAAGAUCCUUUACCUACACAUUUUACAAGAAAAGUGCAGAAAGCCAUUGAUAAAUAUACCUGUGUGUCCACAUCAUCACUUUCAUCCAGUGGAAACUCUACACCCACGGAAGCCCACAGCUCUUGGUGUGGGUCGGGGACGCAGAGCUCGGCCACUGGCUUGUCUACGGAGAGGAGCUCCGUUUACUCGUGGAGAGAUGACGAGUUUGACCAAAGCAGUGCGCAGAAGGUGCAGCAGUUAUUCUGGGAGGUCGAGGAAAUGUUGUUCGAGGGGAAAGUGAGCCCUCAGACCCAGAACCUCAUGGCUGAGUGCAGUGAGUGGGCCGGACGAUCCGUCCACCUGAGAGUAUUAGGAAGACAGAUCAUCCUGCCAACUGAUGAAGGGGUCCGCCACUUCCAAGACAGGGAGCCUCGUUCUGCAGUUCACGAACCCUCCUUGGAUGCCCGUGAAUGCACCAACAUCAGACAGUUGUGCAUCUCUGGCUCUCAAAUACUCCCAGUAACGCUUGCAGCCCCGGCCCUGCCAGGUCCCUACUGCACAGGGGUGGCCGACCUACCGGCAUGUUCAUCCUUGCAAGAAGAGGUCUAUGAUGUGGAUGGACAGAUUGAAGAGUAUUUUGCUUUCGACAGAAAGGAAGAUGACGAUGAACACCUUGACCAGAAAUCAGCUCACCAUCGCAGGACACGGCGUCACCAGGGACUUCCUCCUGUGUCCCCCCACGACUGCAUCAAAGACGCCGUGGCUGCAGCCGUAUUCGAUCACAUCUGGGCAAGCGCGGUAGAGAUAUUGGAAGAGCUGAUUAGGAAAAACUGGGAAACGACACUCACAGGAAGAAAACAACAGAAAGAAAGAGCGAAAGUAGCUGAGACUAAGUCUCCACAUGUUCUCAUGUCCCGUGUUAACACCGAUCUGUCCAGUGUUCCCCCAUCGAGAAGUUCAGAAACUCGAAACAUCUCCCUGGCUUCUCAUUUUAAUUCCCCCCAGAUUCAUCGCUUCUCCAACAAUUUUUAUAGUGAUUUAAACGGUGUGAUGACAAUUCAAGCAAAACCACUUCAGCAGAGACCUACGUAUUUUGCAGAUAGGACACAGAAUGAACAGGAGGACCAGUCGCUGAGUGCGGGGGCCAGCGCGAUUUCUGCAGCGCGCUCCCGUCUGGGACGGAUCCCAGACACCCCCGGACUGCACACUCCUACGAAGAGAACACAGGCGCACAGGAGGCUGCCCUCUCUUACUUCGGAUGCACAGAGAAUGAAAACCCCCAGUGUAGACAGCAAUGAGGUUCUCAGGGGAACAAAACUGCAAACUGGCAUCGACCACGUGACCGCCCCACCAGCCCAGGCUUCCCGGGGCAGGCUGCCCCCCAUAGGCUCCGAGCCUGCUGAGCAGAACGUGGCAUUUCCCGGACCUCGCCCUGUUUCUUACAGAGGAAGGCAUGCCCAAAACCGUGUGUCAAGUACAAUACCUGAUAGUGUUGAACGAUCGCCUCUUCGAGAAAGAUCCCUAACCCUGGAACAGUUUUCAAGGCCCAGCACCACCCAUACAUUCCGGUCAGACACGCCUCGAAAAGGUUCAUUGACAUUGAUGGAAUUUGCUGGUCAUACCUGGACAGGUCAAGGUUCUCUGACAGGCUCUCAGUAUCCACCUAAAGCUUUUCAGAGGACAACUUUGACUUUAAGAAAGAGAUUCCAGAUAGCAUCCUGAUGUUCCAUCCCCAGACGACAGCACUUUACGGGAGCACGCAGCGCCUCAGUACACCACUUACCACCCGAAGAAUGGAAGAACAAGUAUUAUACGAUGUGUCUGUUGGUCUGACAGUCUGAGAUAUUAGACUAUCUGAGAAGAAUGCAGACAAAUAAACAACUUAAUUUUCAACACUUUGCAUUGUAACCAGAAUACAAGUCAAAUUCACCAGCCUUCUUUAUUGGAAGUAUUCCUAUAUGGAUUCUUCAGGCUUUGCUCAGAAGAAUCUAAUGUGUUUUAAAAUCCAUCCUUUGAUCAAUUAUACACACACACACACACAC
Molecule: messenger RNA, 2702 nt
Organism: Molossus molossus (Pallas's mastiff bat)
Lineage: Eukaryota; Metazoa; Chordata; Mammalia; Chiroptera; Molossidae
Gene: FAM149A
Product: family with sequence similarity 149 member A
Exons: 14
Coding region: 1-2382 (793 amino acids)
Source: RefSeq, a predicted model, not a curated record